CAGUACAUUGCUUUUGCCCCGCAGUAACGAAGUCUUGGGCUACGUUAGAUCACGUUAGAUCACCGUUACAUCAAAAGUUCAGGUAUUAGCUAGUGUAGGAAGUGCUAUCAAAAGCUCAAUUAUGGCGGAAUCUUUAGAGCAGAUGCCAAAAUCCGACACUAUAAGGCUUCGCGACCGUUAUAUCGGGCAAUCGUGCAAGCUAUUUUACAAGUCGAAUCCGUUAAAAAUCGUGAGGGCCGAAGGACAACACAUGUACGAUGAGAAGGGUAAUCGGUACUUGGACUGCAUAAACAACGUUGCGCACGUUGGCCACUGCCAUCCGGACGUCGUGCGAGCUGGUCAGGAACAGAUGGCCUUGUUGUCCACGAACAAUCGUUUCCUUCACGACAACCUGGUGGUAUGCGCGAGCCGGCUGGCGUCGCUUCUGCCGGAACCGCUGUCCGUUUGUUUCCUGGUGAACUCCGGGAGCGAAGCUAACGAUCUUGCACUUCGUCUCGCUCGGACGCACACGAAGAACAAGGAUGUCAUUACGUUGGACCACGCUUAUCACGGACAUUUGACCACGAUAAUCGAUAUCUCGCCAUACAAGUUCAACAAGCCUAACGGUACCGGCAAGAAGGACUGGGUGCACGUGGCUCCCUGCCCAGACGUCUACCGCGGAAAGUAUCGCGCCACCGAUUACGUCGACGAGGACCUCGGUGUUAAAUACGCCAAGGAUGUAAAGGAAAUCUGCAAAGACAUCAAGGCUCAAGGACGUGGAGUUUGCGCCUACAUCGCGGAAAGUCUCGUAUCGGUCGGCGGACAGAUUCUGCCGCCACAGAAUUAUUUCAAGAAUGUAUACAGGCACGUACGCGAAGCGGGAGGAGUCUGUAUUGCGGAUGAGGUUCAAGUCGGUUUCGGCAGAGUCGGCACUCACAUGUGGGCCUUUCAAUUGUACGACGUUGUACCGGACAUAGUCACACUGGGCAAGCCCAUGGGCAACGGCCAUCCCGUCGCGGCCGUCGUUACAACGCCAGAGAUCGCGCGCAGUUUCUGCGACACUGGAAUCGAGUACUUUAACACCUACGGGGGCAAUCCCGUAUCCUGCGCAGUGGCGAACGCGGUGAUGGAGGUCAUGGAACGUGAGGGUCUUCAGGAGAACGCCUUGAAAGUUGGCAACCAUCUGAUUGCGGAACUGAAGAAAUUGGCGAAACGACGGAGGAUUAUCGGCGACGUGCGCGGCGCCGGGCUGUUCGUGGGCAUCGAAUUGGUGCGCGACAGAAUUAAGAAGAUACCAGCGACGGCGGAGGCAAAGCAUGUGGUGUCCAGGAUGAAGGAAAAGAAGAUUCUCGUCAGCAGCGACGGACCCGACAAUAAUGUUUUGAAAUUGAAGCCGCCGAUGGUCUUCACACUCGAGAAUGCCAAUCAUUUCGUAUCCGUUCUCGAUGAAGUGCUCGAAGAAGUUGAUAUCGAUUUCGAGGAGGAAUCGGAAACCACUACAACUAUUAUCAAAGCAACGAUCUCGUCCAUAGAAGUCGACAGAAGCACCGCGGUGAACAACAAUGGAAAUUCAUUAUUUGUUCACGCUAAUUAAUAACGUAUUUUGUACAAUUAUUGCAAAUGUUAAAUUUAAGAGCUAAUGUUCAAUUUAACAGCUUCAUAUAAAAAAAGUAUUAUUAUUUUUAA
Wasmannia auropunctata (little fire ant) is the source of this 1665-nucleotide messenger RNA. RefSeq names its product alanine--glyoxylate aminotransferase 2-like. The coding region runs from base 122 to 1573 and encodes 483 amino acids. Gene Ontology annotation, molecular function: pyridoxal phosphate binding; transaminase activity. Gene Ontology annotation, cellular component: mitochondrion. The record is from RefSeq and is a predicted model, not a curated record. Lineage: Eukaryota; Metazoa; Arthropoda; Insecta; Hymenoptera; Formicidae. The transcript is spliced from 9 exons.